Molecule: messenger RNA, 399 nt
Organism: Stylophora pistillata
Lineage: Eukaryota; Metazoa; Cnidaria; Anthozoa; Scleractinia; Pocilloporidae
Product: protein sidekick-2-like
Biological process (GO): cell-cell adhesion; protein phosphorylation
Molecular function (GO): protein tyrosine kinase activity; protein binding; ATP binding
Source: RefSeq, a predicted model, not a curated record
AUCCCUUUUCCCCUGGGUUUAAGUUAAAGUCUCACUGAGAAUGCUGUGCUCUUUGCUGCUUUUACAAAAUCACAGGGAAGAGUUCCAUGGCUGUGGAUGUCGAUGGAAAGUCUCAGGGGAAUCAACACCACAAUGUCUGAUGUCUGGUCUUUCGGUGUCGUCCUGUGGGAAAUCGUCACACUCGGCAAGCGACCUUACGCUGGAGUUACAGGCAUUGUGGAACUUUACACCACGUUGCUAGAUGGUUUUAGACUAGAGAAACCACCGCACUGCUCUGAAAUAAUGUAUGACAUUAUGCUUCAGUGCUGGCAAGAGACUCCGGAGGAUCGUCCAACUUUUAAAGAUCUUCAUUCAAAACUCCACUCGAUCUUGUGCGAGCCCGCGGUAUGGAUAAGUUGA